AUGGAAAAUGAAAGUUCAGAAGAAAAAUAUUCCAAAUUUUCUCCAGUUAUUGAUGUUGAUAAAGAUGUUGAUGACUCUGAAAUGAAAGAUGCUGAAGAAAUAGUUGAUUUACAGGAUGAAAACGAUGUGCAAUCAAAAGUUAUUUUAAUGGAUGAUAUUUUAAAUAACGAAAGUACGGAAAAUGGUGAAGAAUCCCGUAAUAAUCAAAAUGGUGGCCAUAUGGAGACUGACAAUGAUAUAGUGAAUUAUAUAAAUGAUAAAAUAGAUGAGGCUUUAUCUAAUAAUGGGGAACCAAAACCUGUGGACGAUUUCUCGGCUGAAAUUUCGGAAAAUAUGGAAAAUAAACAAACUGAAAACAACAAUGAAUCGAGCGAUAUAGCUGAUAAUAUCGCGGAAGAAAAUAAGCCAAACACUUCUGGAUAUACAGAAGGCAAUACCCAAAACGGAAAUACUAAUAAAAGUAAAGUUAACAGGGUUUGA
Molecule: messenger RNA, 480 nt
Organism: Brassicogethes aeneus
Lineage: Eukaryota; Metazoa; Arthropoda; Insecta; Coleoptera; Nitidulidae
Source: the annotation of a GenBank genome assembly